CGACGCACUCGUGGACCCCAUGCGUCAGUGGGCUUGUUCCAUCGCGAGCGCUCGCCAUAAACUCGUCUCGUGCUCUUCGCCUUCGCCGUCGCCUCACCACCCCGCAGACAUGGCGGCCUCCUCCGUCCGCCUCCUCCUAGCCGCCGACACCUCCGCCGGAUACCGGCGCUCCGCAUUAAGAUACGUCCCUGUGACGUCCUCUCUCUCCUUCCCCCGCCACCCGUCGUUCCGCAGCCGCGCCAACCUCUCCUGCUCCGCCUCCCUCUCCCUCCCUUCCGGCGGUGGCUACUCGCCGCCGAACGUCGUUCCCUUCAAUCUCCUGCCGCCUGACUCUGAUUCCUUCAUCGAGUGGGACCCACCCCUUCUCGACUCCGCCUCCUCGCCGCUCGGCGACGGCGGGGCAGGCGAGGGCGCCACGCUUGUGGUUCUGCUCGGGUGGCUCGGCGCGCGGCAGAAGCACCUGCGCCGCUACGCCGAGCUCUACCGCGAGCGCGGGGUCGGCGCGGUGCGGUUCGUGGUGCCCGUGCGCGAGCUACUCGGGCUCGACCUCGGGCGCCGCGUCGAGCGCAGGGUCGCCGACCUUGCAGCCGAGGUCGCCGCCUGGUGCGACGCCGACCGCCGCCGCACGCUCCUCUUCCACACCUUCAGCAACACCGGGUGGCUCGCCUAUGGUGCCGUACUGGAGAAUCUACAAUCAAGAGCUGAUAUAACUGAGAGAAUAAGAGGAUGCAUUGUAGACUCUGCACCAGUUCUAGAGAUAAGACCAGAGGUCUGGGCGGCUGGGUUCUCUGCUGCCAUGUUGAAGAAAAGUAGUUCCAUGACAGGACCUUCAGCUGAAUUUCUUGAUGGACCUAUUCUAAAUGACACCUUGAACAGAGUUAGCUCAAAUGUGACGCGACCAUCAUGGGGUGAAUGCUGUCUUCUGUCAACACUACAGAAAUUCUUUGAGCUUGUUCUUCACAUACCUGAUGUAAACCAGCGACUGUGCAAGGUUCUCUCGGUUCUUUCAGAUGAGCAGCCUUCUUGCCCCCAGUUCUACCUAUACAGCUCAGCUGAUCGAGUGGUACCGGCUGAAUGCGUAGAGAGCUUCAUUGACCUGCAGAAAUCGCUAGGGCAGAGGGUAUUCACCCACAAUUUUGUCUCGUCACCCCACGUGGACCACUACAGGAGCUUCCCCCAUGUCUACUCUGCCAAGAUUGACGAGUUCAUGAAGAUCUGUUCGACAGCUACAGUAUCAUGACCCGUCUUGGACUAACAGGCCUGUUGAACAACUUUCUGAUGUUGUAUUUCCAAGCUGUAGCCACUGUUAUAUUAGCCUGAAGGUAUUUCUAAUUCGUCGAAUGUGUCAAUUCUACUUCUUGAAGCUGAAGGCUGUGCUCAUUGAAAAGAAUAGUGAUGCUGCUGAUCUCUUAUUCGAUUCGGUCUCUGCCACGGCCAGGUUGGUGUCUGCACCCUUUAUAUAUAGCCAUCAUGUUGAUCCACCAGAUCACCACCACCUACCACGGCUAACACAAGGCUCGUGCAUAUACCACCAUGGCCAUGGAAGGAUCAAGAGGAGGAGAAGACGCCGCUGCGGCCGAUGGCAAAGGGAAGCUCCGAGGGGGAGGCAGGCGGCCUCCUACGCGGCCGUCGUGAUCGGGGGCACCUUCGACCGGCUGCACCAGGGGAUUCGCACCAGGGCCACCAUCUCUUCUUGAAGGCAGCGGCGGAGUUCGCGAGGGAGAGAAUUGUGAUCGGCAUCUGCGACGGCCCGAUGCUCAGCAACAAACAGGUUAAUUUUCCCUUUAGCCCUGUCGCCUGCCAAGUUCUGAUUCGGUUACUGAACAGGUUGAUUGACACCAUGAUCGCAACACUGCUACCAUUAGUCCAAUUCAACAUUCCUAGCAAAGCUCGCUUCUACUCCAAGGGCAUGCACUGUAUGUCGAGGGUAACACUUGCUUCGAUUCUAAUAAACCAUGGCCACAUUGUUCAUUAUCUAAAAAAAAAUGGUCACAUUGUUACUGAAAUUC
Molecule: messenger RNA, 2009 nt
Organism: Phragmites australis (common reed)
Lineage: Eukaryota; Viridiplantae; Streptophyta; Magnoliopsida; Poales; Poaceae
Exons: 6
Coding region: 20-1240 (406 amino acids)
Source: RefSeq, a predicted model, not a curated record